Thamnophis elegans (Western terrestrial garter snake) is the source of this 442-nucleotide messenger RNA. It is a transcript of the gene PIGY, whose product is annotated as phosphatidylinositol glycan anchor biosynthesis class Y. The transcript has a single exon. Lineage: Eukaryota; Metazoa; Chordata; Lepidosauria; Squamata; Natricidae. The record is from RefSeq and is a predicted model, not a curated record. The coding region runs from base 19 to 234 and encodes 71 amino acids.
GAAGACAAGUAGAGGAAGAUGUUUCCCUCGUUUCCUACCAUGACUGUACUUGUCCCGCUGUUGUCUUUAGCUGGCCUCUUCUAUUCAGCCAGUGUAGAUGAAAACUUCCCCCAGGGCUGCACAAGUACAACAAGCAUAUGUUUCUACAGCCUGCUGCUUCCAAUUACAAUACCAGUUUAUGUAUUUUUCCAUCUUUGGACGUGGAUGGGCCUUAAACUUUUCCGCCACAACUAGAUUGUGCUUAACUCUAAGAAGCCUCUUGAAAUAAAGAAUGGAGUGAAGCUUUCUGAAUAUUCUGACCCUUACAGUACACCUGAAAUGAAACAGAGGCUAACUGUCUUCAGAUGCAAGUACAUCCAAGCAAAUUGAAAAGUCCCUUGCCCUUUAGGGCAUGCCUACAGUACCAAAGUAGCAUCAAAAGCCACAGGAAUUUCAAACAAGA